AAGUUUUUAGUCAAGCUAAUCUUCCGUGUUUUGCAGUCAUCUAACUCGCUGAAGGCAUCCUAUGAAGACUGGCUGCUGACGUACGGCUUGAGCAUCUCUCCUUUUCACAUGCGAUGGCAAACAGCUCUCUUCAACCGCCAGUUCUACAACUGGGGGAGAUGGAAACCCAGAUUUCUGUAUUUAUGGUUCAGCAUAGGAAUGGUGUUUGGUAUAGUUGCCAUGUUUGGCUCUGUUAUUCUUCUCGGAAAGACACUGAUGCAAACACUGACGCAGAUGCUCACGGAGGCACCGAAAGCCCAGAAUGACCGUAUGCUGCAAGUUGUAGUGCCUGGUGUAAAUUUGCCUGUCAGCCAGCUGACCUACUUCUUCUCUGCCAUCCUCAUCAGCGGUGUGGUACAUGAAGUCGGCCAUGGCGUGGCAGCUAUUCGAGAACAAGUACGAUUUAAUGGAUUUGGGAUUUUUAUCUUCAUUGUCUAUCCUGGAGCAUUUGUCGACCUCUUCACAACCCACUUGCAACUGAUAUCUCCAGUCCAGCAAUUGAGGAUAUUUUGUGCAGGAGUGUGGCAUAAUUUUGUUCUUGGUGUUGCAAGUUUCAUGGUUUUGUUUCUGCUGCCAGCCAUUCUUUUCCCCUUCUAUUACACGGGUGUUGGGGCACUUGUCACUGAGGUUGCAGAGGAUUCUCCUGCCAAUGGACCAAGAGGUCUUUUUGUGGGAGACCUUGUCACUAACCUACAAGACUGCCCAGUUUAUAGUGUGGAAGACUGGAAUUCCUGUCUGGGAGACAUUUCAGAGAAGUCACAGGUUGGCUACUGUGUAAGUGCAGCCACCCUACAGCAAUUAAGCUUUCCAGCUAGAGUCUAUAGAAGACUUGAUGGCACAGUUGAAUGUUGUAGUAACAACAGCCUCACGGACAUUUGCUUUUCAUAUAGCAAUGACUUGGACAGCCACCUGUAUGCCUGUCUGCCAGCACGAAAAGUUAUUGAGGCCAGCAAAGUUUGUCGAACCAACAUGGACUGCCAGAAGGACCUUCUUCCAGGCUUUUGUGUGACUCCUUCUUUAGAGAACCAAACAAGGCUCAUCAGGGUAAAACAUCCACCCCACAUUGACAUGCUGUAUGUAGGACACCCCAUGCAUCUUCAGUACACAGUAAGCCUCAGCAGUUUUGUACCACGACAAAACUUUCUAAGCAUCGAUCUGCCUGUGGUGAUAGAGACAUUUUGCAAGUACCUGAUUUCACUGUCAGGAGCACUGGCAGUUAUCAAUGCUGUACCCUGCUUCGCUUUGGAUGGUCAGUGGAUAUUAAAUUCAUUCCUGGAAGCCACUCUGAGCUCCCUGAUUGUAGAAAAACAAAACAGAGAGCUUGUUGGCUUUUUAAUUUUGCUUGCUGGUAGUGCACUGUUGGCUGCCAAUGUUGCAUUGGGACUUUGGAUGGUGACAGCACGAUAG
Molecule: messenger RNA, 1446 nt
Organism: Cariama cristata (Red-legged seriema)
Lineage: Eukaryota; Metazoa; Chordata; Aves; Cariamiformes; Cariamidae
Gene: MBTPS2
Product: membrane-bound transcription factor peptidase, site 2
Exons: 10
Biological process (GO): regulation of response to endoplasmic reticulum stress; membrane protein intracellular domain proteolysis
Cellular component (GO): membrane; cytoplasm
Molecular function (GO): metalloendopeptidase activity; protein binding
Source: RefSeq, a predicted model, not a curated record